AGCUGUUGAAGCUUGAUGUUGGUUUUGCGGCCGUUCUUCUCUCGUUAGUAGAUGAAGGUACCCUCAUCAUCUCACAGCAUUAUGCAGGAUACAGGAUACAGGAUACAGGAGUCCUACUCUAGGAUACAGGUGGAUGAGGGUGGGAGGCAAGAGUCGAGCCCCACCUCCCUCCAUGACUGGGAUAUUAACGACCCCGAUAUUCCAGCAAAAGUUCAUCUUUAUAUAUCCCGAGGAGUUGACCCCUGGGCUGAAUGGGCUGAUGGGCACUGCCGCUAUAUAUUCCAGGCAGAUGGAGACGAAGCAAAGAGGCAUUCAAGCGGAUGGGCUAUGCGUAAUACUAAUAAUCAUAAUGUGAAUAUUCUCAAGAAAUCUUGCCUAGGAGUCCUUGUAUGCAGUCUCAGAUGUGUUCUUCCAUCUGGAUCGGCGGUAACCAUCCGUCCGGCGAUUUGUGAUAAAGCCCGCCGAAAACAGCAAGGAAAACCCUGCCCCGCUCCCGGCUGCAGCGGUGUACUAGAAAUACAACCUUGCCGGUUUUAUUAACUUUAUACACAUUUUUGGAGACAUGUUUCUGAUAUAGCAAUUUUUUUUCAGGCAAAAGGCUACCAUGAUCACGCUAAACCAGAGUCAAAAACUCCUUCUGAACUAAGAAAAGCCACUGCCUUCAAGCAACGGAAAUUUUCGGAAAAAAAGCGCCAAAAAUUGGAGCGAGCACGCCGGAGUCCAGAUACAAAGGACUUCUUCUGCAUGCCGGAGCAUGCUUCAGGGUUUUGUCCAACCAACUCCACGGCAGAGAUGAAUCCAGUGUUUAAAUGCACAGGAAUAUGCGGAGGUAGCGGUGAAACCUGUUUUUGUUCCCCUCAUUCCUACUCAUCCUCCUCAUUCUCGGAGGGAUGGAUCAACCCUUCAUCCCCAUACCACAGCAUGGCUCCCUCCUCCCCUUAUCCAGGGAUCACACCACCACCCACUUUCCAGACGAUAACCCCGUCUUCUCCGUACCAGUGGGGGGAGGUGUCCUCUACCCAGGACCUAGCCGCAGCGACAUAUCUCCGGGAGUUUGAGGAAGCCUACAGGGGACUACCAGCGGGUUGUGUACAACAACAUCAAAUGAUGGCUCAAUCUCAACAAAACCUGAUUCAAAAUGAACAGCAGCUGUCAGAAAACUGUCAUCUACAAACAGAAUACUAUCAGACUGGAUUCAGUUCAGACAAUGACUUCUUUCAACCUAGUGAAAUUUUUCACCUAGAUCAACCAUUAACAGAGCUCAAGUACGAAAAUCUGCGAACCAACAGAUUUGAAAAUCCGCAAAUUCCUCCACCACUACAGCUGACCGAGAUUAACCGGUUAGAAAACCAGUUUUCACAUCCUCCUCCUCCUCCUCCCCCUCUAGCUCAUUGCAAAUACGCACCAGAGGACCGAUUAGUACAUGAAAAGAUAGAGUUUGAUAAUCCCGGGGAUUAUCCUGAUAUUUACACUUUUCCCCCACAUCGAGACAAUCAGAAAUUCCCCCUGUAUAAUCAGGAAAGGGCAAACAACCAAACAUUUUCCGAGGAUUUUCCUUCAGUCAGUAAUUACUCCGGAUUUGAAUAUACCCCGUCUCCAGAUGUUCUAGACUGGAGAUUGCUCCAGGAGGAUGGGCCGCAAAGGGUUAAUGUUUACCCUGAGAGAGUUAGGUCUGGUCGGGUGAAUCAAGGAGCUAGCAGUGGGUCGGUUAAUUUUGACGUUGCAUUAUUGUGACGCUAAUUGUACAUAUUCUGUACAGCAGAGGCGUAUUCAGGGGGGGCUAUUGGGGCUAAGUCCCCCCUGGACCAGUGAAAUCUAAUGAUUUCAGGGGGUAUUCAGGCCCUUACGGGUUCUGAGUUCCCCUCCCCUCUGGAAAAAAAAUAAAAGUAAGCCCCCCCUCUGGAAAAAUUCCUGAAUACGCCCCUGCUGUACAGCAAACAUGGGUAUUAAAUAGAAAUAGCAUCUAGUCAAAAUAAUGUUCAAAAACAUGCAACAUAUUCACAAACAUAAUUGUACUGUACUAUGUACUGCAGGUGUACAGUUUUAAAUGUGCUUUAAGUCUGUUACCAUAUCCUAUGUGCCUAAAUGUAUCUUUAAUGUACUAAAACGUACUUUUUCAUGAUAUUAAACUAGCUUUAUAUUCAUAUACCAUGAAAUAUG
Messenger RNA from Eurytemora carolleeae, 2160 nucleotides. RefSeq lists its product as uncharacterized. The record is from RefSeq and is a predicted model, not a curated record. Gene Ontology annotation, molecular function: DNA-binding transcription activator activity, RNA polymerase II-specific; RNA polymerase II cis-regulatory region sequence-specific DNA binding. Lineage: Eukaryota; Metazoa; Arthropoda; Copepoda; Calanoida; Temoridae. Gene Ontology annotation, cellular component: nucleus. Gene Ontology annotation, biological process: regulation of transcription by RNA polymerase II; gliogenesis. The transcript is spliced from 6 exons.